AUGAAGGUCCAGUGGGCUCACUUGCUCGUUGGCACCUCCAUUGGGGGUGCGAACGCUAUGAGCUCCUUUAUGAAUGAGGCGAUGAGAUCGGAUCGGAUUUCUGGUUAUGGGAAAUAUGAUGACGCGUUAUGGGAACCUUCCUUCAAUGACGAAUCGCCUCCCUACCAGGGAAUUCGAGUCCCACGCACUGAAUGGGAAUUGCAGUGCAGUACGUCUAGUGGCGAGAACGGAUGCCACAAUGCUAUCGAUGGUACGGAUGCCACGUCCUGGUACAGCGCUAUUUCCCAUGACUACCACAAUAUCACGAUCAACAUGAAGAACACGUAUACAGUCAGUGCUCUUGUGGUUUUGCCGCCUCUCGAUGCUACACAGGAUCAGUUGAUCACUCAGCACGAGGUGUACGUUAGCAACGAUGGAGAAAACUGGAAGGGUCCUGUCGCAUACGGAAUGUGGCCAGACUCCAACAGACAGCGCAUGUCUGUCAUUGAGCCAGUCUCUGCGCGAUACGUGAAGCUGGUCGCCAAUGCUCAGGAGAAGGGAUCAUCAUCGGUCGGAAUAUCCGAGCUCAACAUAUAUGCCACCCUGUACACCAUUCCUCAGGAUCCCAAGCGUGGCAUCUGGGGCCCUACACUUGACUUUCCUGUUGUCCCGGUCUCCGGUGCCCAGGAGGCCUCUGGCAAUAUUGUUCUUUGGUCAUCUUGGGCCUCCGACCAGUUCCACUCCACCCCUGGAGGCAAGACUGCCAUGACCCGUUGGAACCCGCUGAAUAAUACUGUGUCAAAACGCAUUGUGACCAACACCCAGCAUGAUAUGUUCUGCCCCGGUAUCUCGAUCGACGGGACCGGUAUGAUGGUUGUCACGGGUGGUAACGAUGCUUCUGAAACUAGUCUCUACAAUUCGACUGCUGAUUCAUGGGUCAAAGGGCCUCCAAUGAGUAUUCGACGUGGAUACCAGGCAUCUACUACAAUGUCUGACGGUCGUGUAUUUGUGAUUGGCGGCUCCUGGGCGGGAGGUUCCAAUGUCCGUAAAGAUGGCGAAGUCUGGGAUCCAUACACUCAGACCUGGACUUUACUCCCAGGCGCCAUUGUCAAGCCCAUGUUGACUAAUGACAUGGAAGGUGCUUGGAGAGCAGACAACCACGGAUGGCUCUUUGGCUGGAAGAAAGAGACCAUUUUCCAAGCUGGUCCUAGCAAGGCUAUGAACUGGUAUUAUACCGCAGGGAAAGGCAGCUUUAAGGCGGCAGGUGAUCGUUUAGAUGAUGAGGAUUCCAUGUCAGGCAAUGCUGUCAUGUUUGAUGCUAUCAAGGGCAAGAUUCUCACUGUUGGGGGUUCCCCGGAUUACGAUAAGUCUUGGGCUACUAGCAACGCACACAUAAUUACAAUCGGCGAGCCUGGUGAAAAGCCGACCGUGAAGCCUGCUGGGGAAAAUGGUAUGAUGCAUUCCGAACGCGUCUUCCACACGACAGUUGUUCUCCCAGACGGCAAAGUAUUCAUCGUUGGUGGUCAGACCUUCGGUGUUGCGUUCAACGAAGAGAAUGUGCAGUUCAUCCCCGAAAUUUACGAUCCUGAAGCCGAUUCCUUUGUCGAGCUCCAACAGAACAACUUCGUUCGAGUCUACCAUACCAUUUCCAUCUUGCUCCCUGACGGUCGGGUGUUGAACGGCGGUGGUGGCCUUUGUGGUAAUUGUUCUGCCAACCAUUAUGAUGCACAGAUAUUCACGCCGCCAUAUCUCCUCACUGAGACCGGAGAGCCCCGGGUCCGACCCACGAUCUUGUCUGGUGUUCCAGAAAGUGCCAAAGUUGGCGGAAUAUUCGCGUUCCAGACAGAUGGCCUCAUCAAAGAUGCCUCUCUCGUUCGUCUGUGCACUACCACUCACACUGUCAACACCGACCAGAGACGUAUCCCUCUCCGUCCCAUUCCCCUUCCUCGCAGGAAGUCGUCUUAUGGAAUCAGACUUCCAGAUGAGCCAGGCAUCCUUAUUCCUGGUUACUGGAUGCUGUUUGUUAUGGACCAGGACGGCGUGCCCAGCAUUGCCAAGACUAUCAUGAUCACUGUGAAUGACAAGAAGACUCUUGAUGCGACUCAGGAGUUACUUGAUGAGUUUAAUGCGGCUGAGCAGAAGCAAUGUGGCAACGGAGUCAUGAAAACUUGGUGGCCCUCUUGGAAACCAACAUUAGUUUUGCAGAUACUGGGCCGACGCUGA
This is a messenger RNA of Penicillium atrosanguineum, 2202 nucleotides long. RefSeq names its product putative galactose oxidase. Gene Ontology annotation, molecular function: protein binding. The transcript has a single exon. The record is from RefSeq and is a predicted model, not a curated record. Bases 1 to 2202 code for a protein of 733 amino acids. NCBI's taxonomy places the organism in Eukaryota, Fungi, Ascomycota, Eurotiomycetes, Eurotiales, Aspergillaceae.